AGGCAGAGAAGAAGUCAUCAGUCACCAGGUUCUCGUAUCAACGACUCGGUUGCAGCUCCUCGUUGCUUAUAAAGCGCUGUGUUCAGUACUUGACAACCACAACCACACACACACACACACACACACACAACACACAUGCACACACGCUCAUAACUCCCCACCAGAACUCCGACAUUUUCGGAACUUUUUAGCACAAGACAAAUACUUGUAUAAGCUAUUUCGCUCACUACUUCAACAUUGUCGCCUUCCUCCCCCCUGUCGGUUCCCCGAUUGCAUAUCUCCGGUACGAUGAGCAGCAAACAUGCGCCUGGCACGACUCCGGCCAACCUAAACAAGCCCAGUAUCGCCAACUUGCCAUACGAGCUCCAAGUCGCCAUUUUCGAGGCAGCUGUGGAGCGCCAGAUUUUUUUUGUCGAGAUCUCCAACGAUGUGCUGAGAUUCUCUAGCCCGUCAGGCAGAGCCAUCGGCCUCGCCUGCCAGCUCUCACGGGAGAUCUACCUCAAGGGCAAGGUGCUCAAGAUGUUUGGCAACAAGCCCCAUUGGCUCGACCCCGAUCGCGACAUCUUCUACCUGUGCAAGGACGAUCCGGUUCCCCGCACGAACCGGCCGACAGACUUUGAGUCCAGCGUGCUCAAGGGCGACGCCUUCGACGAGCGCGUGGUGCGCAAUGUCGCCGUCGACCUGGGGUAUCUGGGCGAGCACCCGCGACACGACGCCAUGGUCCGCAUCUGGCACCUCUUCCCCAGCUUGCGGACGCUGCAUAUCCUGGCCCCCAAGGGCCCGCCCCACACGCCGCCCCUGCUCGCCACCCCCGAGACGCUCGUGCUGUCCGACAUACCGAGCAACCAGGUCGUGGCCGCCCCGCAUCAGGAUAGGGAGCUCUGGCUCGCCGUGCGCUACCAGGUCAAGAAGGUCUGCGCCCGCAUCCUGACGACCGAGAACGGCUGGCAAGGCCGCUACUAUCCCGAGGUCGUCGGCCACUUGACCAGCCUGUGGGUCGCGCAGCCGGAACCGGAGCCGGAGACGGAGACGGAGACGGAGCCGGCCCUGCAGACGGAGAUGCGGAUCGAAACGCAAGGGGAGACGGAGACACAGACAAUCUGAACACUGUUUUACGAAAAGCGAUAGAAGGGGGUACUAUCGCGUGUUCCUCUCUUGUGUUCCUCUCUCUGGGCUGAUAAGCGGCUGGGAGGCGCGAGGCCAUUGGGAAAUUUUGCGUUUGUCAACGCGAUGUACUGUGGAUCUCCUAUGGGGAAAGGAAC
Molecule: messenger RNA, 1262 nt
Organism: Thermothelomyces thermophilus ATCC 42464
Lineage: Eukaryota; Fungi; Ascomycota; Sordariomycetes; Sordariales; Chaetomiaceae
Exons: 1
Coding region: 289-1104 (271 amino acids)
Source: RefSeq, a predicted model, not a curated record